UGAUGUUCUUGUCUUCCAAUUAACAUAGCAGAACUGCAGAACCCUAAUCCAUGGCUUGGCGAUGGCGGCUCAUCAGCUUCUUGCUCUGGCUCCCAUCGUUCUGGAAUGACUGGAACGAGCCUUGUCGGAGACAUUUACUGAAUCAAGAUUCCAAAGAAGCUUUCUCCAUCGCAAGCAAACAGUACAGAACUGCUUUCCAUUUCCAGCCACCUCAAAACUGGAUCAAUGAUCCAAAUGGGCCAAUGCUCUACAAUGGCAUUUAUCACCUCUUCUACCAAUACAAUCCAUACUCAGCAAAGUGGGGCAACAUCACAUGGGGACACUCCAUAUCCACAGACCUCAUCAACUGGACUCCCCUCGACAUCGCUCUCAGGCCAUCGGAGCCCUUUGAUCUGCAAGGAUGCUGGUCUGGCUCUGCCACCAUUCUUCCAGGAAACAAGCCGGUUAUCCUUUACACAGGCAUUAGUGAAUCAGGUCAUAAUGUUCAAAACAUAGCAUUACCAAAGAACAUCUCAGACCCUUUCUUACUAGAGUGGGUAAAGCCUCCCUACAACCCAGUAAUGGUUGCAGAAGGAGUCAAACCAACUCAAUUCAGAGACCCCUCCACUUGUUGGCUAGGUAAGGAUGGCUUAUGGAGAACGACGGUAGGCGCUGAGGAUUUUGAAAAGAAGGCAAAGGCUUUACUUUACAGAAGCAAGGAUUUUGUGAAGUGGACAAGAGCUGAGCAACCAUUGUUUUCUACUGAUUCAUCGUCAAUGAUAGAAUGCAUCGACUUCUUUCCGGUGUCUGCGAAGUGGAAGAGAGGAUUGGAUGGUUCCACAAUUGAAGCAGAGGACGUGAAACAUGUGUUGAAGAUGGGUGUGUUUGAUAACUCGCAUGAUUACUACUUGAUAGGGAAGUAUUUGGAAGAGUUGGACGAGUUCAUCCCUGAGAAUGUGGUCGAAGAUGAUCACCGAAUGUGGCUGAGAUAUGACUAUGGGAGUUUCUAUGCGUCGAAGACAUUCUUUGAUGCUGAGAAUAGGAGAAGGGUCUUGUGGGCGUGGUCGAAUGAGUCUGAUACUAUCUCUGAUGAUAUUGUGAAAGGAUGGGCAGGUGUACAGACUGUUCCAAGGACUAUUUGGCUUGAUGAGAAUGGAAAGCAAUUGGUGCAAUGGCCGGUUAGGGAGCUGGAGUCCUUAAGGAUGGAAAAAGUAGAAUUGAAAGAUGUAAAAGUCAGUAAGGGAGGUCUCAUUGAAAUCAAAGGAGUAAAAGCAUCACAGGCUGAUAUCGAGGUGGAAUUUGAGUUUCCAGAGCUCAAAAAGGCUGAGCUCAUCUACCAUGAUUGGAAGCUUGAUGAUGCGCAGAUGGCCUGCGACGAAAUGUGUUCUUCAGUUCCGGGAAGUAUAGGACCUUUUGGUCUGCUUGUUUUAGCUUCUCAUGACCUUGAAGAACACACUGCAAUUUUUUUCAGAGUUUUCAAGACUAGUACUGCUCAUGCUGUUCUUAUGUGCUCUGAUCAAAGAAAAUCUUCAUUGUGGCCUGAACUGUACAAGCCUGCAUUUGGAGGCUUUGUCUCCACUGACAUAAAAGAGGGGAAGAUUUCUCUAAGGACUUUGAUUGAUCAUUCGGUUGUGGAGAGCUUUGGAGCUGGAGGAAGAACCUGCAUCACUGCUAGAGUAUAUCCGAAGUUGCUGCUUACUGGAGACACUCAUAUAUAUGUAUUCAACAAUGGGUCUGAAACUGUGAAGAUAACGAAGCUGAAAGCAUGGGAAAUGGCAAAAGCUCGGAUUAAUUGAGUAUGUAAAAACCCUUAGAACCUUUAUUUUUCAUACCUAUAAAGGAAUCGAACGUUAGAUGCAAUUCAAAGCUCAUUGUUUUCCCCUAAAUUUUCUUAUGUUUCAAUGAAAAAUAGAUGAAAAUCCUCUUUACUGCGAUU
Molecule: messenger RNA, 1915 nt
Organism: Dendrobium catenatum
Lineage: Eukaryota; Viridiplantae; Streptophyta; Magnoliopsida; Asparagales; Orchidaceae
Product: beta-fructofuranosidase, insoluble isoenzyme 7
Exons: 7
Coding region: 51-1775 (574 amino acids)
Biological process (GO): carbohydrate metabolic process
Molecular function (GO): hydrolase activity, hydrolyzing O-glycosyl compounds
Source: RefSeq, a predicted model, not a curated record